AUACGUUUGACGCUACAUACACCGGGAUAGACCCAGGUCUUUCCGAGGGUGGAUCGGGACUUCUCCUCUUAGAGACUCACUCUCAUUGAUGACCCACAAAUGAUUAGCAUCACCCAUAGCAAAACCGCAACUAUCGCUCUAUGAGCAGAACCUUUGUCGUCCUUCUCGCGUAUCACUAUUCCAGAUUUCCUAAGAAGGUUGCGCGCGUUUAUCAACUAUCUCGCUAGAACCUCUCCAGCUGGCAAAGAAUGCCGCAGCUGCGGACGCCUGUGCUACGGAUCCUGGCCAUUACCAUCCUGGCAUGUGUCCCCGGCGACGCAGCAAGGACUCCCCCGGCUCGGCGUUCGCCAAAAUCUGCCGGCAAUGCAUACCCAAACCCUUCCCCCAAGCCUGGACUUAUAUCGGCCGUGGACACUGACACGAUGGCAAACAUCUCCAGUGUGGCCUUGAACGUGGCUUCACUUCCCGCAACAGUGGACCUCCGCCGGUUCCUCUCCGACACCAAGAACAGAUUGUAUGUGCCCACCGUGCCUGUCGCUGGAGGAGCGGGCGCUCAGACAACAUACAUGCCAACGCAGGAUGGGGACAGCGUCAUGGCCGCUAACGUGAAUUGCAGCGUGUCAGCCGCAUUUGUGCAGAUGGACGGCUUCACUGGCGCAGUGCUUCAGACCGUCAACGACACUGUGCCCCUGAACUGGAGCUACAACAUCACACCACCAGCGUAUCUGUCGGUCGACCCGGUGUGUAUCGUCAGCGACGACUACUACAACCCCAGUUCUUCAUACACUCCGUACUUUGGUGACGCCUUGAAUGCCGGCGCAAGGCGCGGCGCCGUGAUGGCGACUGAUGCAGCCGGUACGCAGCUGGUGUGGGCCAGCAUCGUCAGCGUGGGACGUCGUUACGAUUACUACCCGAUGGGUGCCGCCAGGUCCACACUGCUGGUCCGGCAUAUCAACCUCACCACGGGGGCCGCCCGCACCGUCCUCAGUGCCAACGUGUCCGGCGAUUGGCUUCUCGGCAUGGGCUUCCCAGCAACUGCUGCAAUUGCUGCAAGCGAUCAGCAGCAGUGGGCGGCGGCGGGGCUCGUAGACAUGGUGUUCACGCCCGGGUCAGCCGGCCGCCAGGGUGACUCAGUACUCCUGCUGCCGCGCUACACACCCGUCACCGCAGCUUUGUACGGGUUUCCUUUGGGCUCAGUGCCGCUGCUAACAGUGGGCCAUGCCGCACCCAUCGGCCUCCGCGUAGACCUGGCCACAGGCGCCUGCAUCGCGGUACCGCUGGGGCUGGGCACGCCCCUGCUCGGCAUCGCCUUCGACGAGCUCACACCCCAGCAGCCACAGCCCCCUCAACAAACUGCCACCACUCCUGCUGGCGCUGCGGACAGCGGUCGCCUGCAGCAGCAGCAGCAGCAGCCGGCCGCCGCCUACCUGCUGUACGCCGAUACUUCGCCUGUGUCCGUAGACGCCUGCGACCCCCGUGGUGCCGGCGGCGUGCUGCACAGCGGCGCCCUCACGCAGCCGCCCUCCAGCACCAGCCUGUGCUUCCCACACUACGUGCUGCGGGAGCAGCAACAUGCGCAGGCGCAGGCGCAACAGAGCCAACAGCCCCGCCGGCAGCAGUCCGUGCUGCAAAUGGAGUUCACACAGAAGUACCCAACAAGUUUGUUUACCUCCCCUUAUGCCAGCAGCGUAUGGUCACCUGGCGGCCUAACAGAAGUCCCCAUCCUGGCACUCAACCGUGCCCCCUCCUCUACUGCCACAGCCGCCGCAGCCGCCGCAGCCACGCCCCCCGUGUACCUGUACCUGGCCGACCGCGACCGCUGCCAGGUGCGGCGGUUGGACCCGCUCACGGGCGCCAGCGCCGUGGUGGCGGGCUACGACGGCAGUAGCAGCAGUAGCAGCGGCAGCAGCAGCAGUGAUGGGCUGCAGCGCCGGUCCUUCCUGUGUUCCUUCACGGCCCAGGACGGCCCGGCCCUGGGCCAGCCCAUGGGGCGGCCGGGUCGCAUCACGCGCGGCGCGCCGGGCACCGUGUUCGUGCUGGAGGACUGGCAGCAGCCGCCGGGCGCCGUGCCGCUGCGCAUCCGCCGCAUCUCGGGCGUGUAGACACCACUCGAGCACUCAACACAUGAUAUAACAUGGCGGGAGAGGGGCAGUGAUUCUUAGUACCGUAAUGGGGUGGGGCAGUUGCUAUGUUGCAAUACCGAUGCUGUGUGUUGCCUGCAUGCAUGCAUACGCUGCCUGAGUGAGCCAGAGCUGAACGCGGGGGCAGUUCCGCCAUCGCGGGUGACCAGGGAUUGGCGGGUGUGUGCCCGACCGCCCCGACUUGAUUCACAAGACACAGCUGCGGUUUUGCAUGUCAAUAGUCACGCAUGGUGCAUGUUGUUUGAUGUGCUGGUGCAUGGGAGAGCAAGGGUAUUAUUGCUGGGGGUGUGGGCCCCAGCAAACUGGGUUUCUGUAGCAGGGGCUAAACGCCCAGCGGCGUUUGCUAGGUGUGUGAUUGCUGCGGGAAUCUGCUGCCCGGCUGCUGCCGGCGAACAAGCGAGACAGGGGACACUGGGAUGUGCGAUGGGACAGUGUUAAGGCAGGUUGGUAAAGUCCCGUAGGGGGCAGCUAAUGCCCAGACCCCAGGUCCCCAGCAGGGGACACUGGGACAGCGUUGAUCACGCACGACUGAAACAGUACGGGGGGCCACGGGGCAGGGCCUCUGGGGAAUGCAACCGGGAGAGGCUUGCAUGCUGGGGCUCACAGCAACUGUAAGCUGCAGAUACU
Molecule: messenger RNA, 2768 nt
Organism: Chlamydomonas reinhardtii
Lineage: Eukaryota; Viridiplantae; Chlorophyta; Chlorophyceae; Chlamydomonadales; Chlamydomonadaceae
Exons: 2
Coding region: 423-2102 (559 amino acids)
Source: RefSeq, a predicted model, not a curated record